AUGCCUCUCGAUUGGAGCGCACUAGCCCCUGGUCCAAUGGGAACGGCCAUGCUCGGCGAGAGCGGGAUCGAAGCUGCUGCUCGACGCGGACGUGAGCGUAUACGACGUGAACAAGAAGAACAAAAAGCACGAGGAAACCAACAAUACUCCGAUCCAGACACAAUUCACACGCAAUCAAAUGAAUUUCAGUCGGAAAGGAUUCGAGACGAUGUCACGCCCACAGUGACUUCCGAUCCGAGCAACUUGGUGGAUCAGGGCAUUGUAGAUAGUCGCAAAAACCGCAAAAACCGCAAUGUUUGCAAGCAAAGUGGAGGGACCAGAAGGAAGUUGAGUCAGUUUAAGAAGCACUUGACGGGGUGA
Molecule: messenger RNA, 360 nt
Organism: Penicillium soppii
Lineage: Eukaryota; Fungi; Ascomycota; Eurotiomycetes; Eurotiales; Aspergillaceae
Exons: 1
Coding region: 1-360 (119 amino acids)
Source: RefSeq, a predicted model, not a curated record